AUGCCCGGCUUAAAUGCUUCUUUUACCUUAACUAAUAUAUCUUUACAAAAGGAAUGUAUUCAAUGUCCCGCUGGAAUGCCUGGUCCUGUUGGUCUGCCUGGAUUUGUUAAAUUAAAUGCAAGUAGAGGAUUGCCUGGAGAUGUAGGUGUGUGUGUGUUUGAAAAUAUAUUUUGGAUUUCUUUAACUUUAAAUUUUAUUAAGGACCGCCAGGCCCAGUCGGACAAAUAGGUCCACAAGGACCUAAAGAUUUCCCUGGCAUUCAAGGGCCGCCUGGAAAGAAAGGGCCAAUAGGCGAGCCAGGCACAGACGGUCAUUAUUGUUCUUGCAACUCUUGGAGGAAAAAAGUA
Molecule: messenger RNA, 347 nt
Organism: Meloidogyne enterolobii
Lineage: Eukaryota; Metazoa; Nematoda; Chromadorea; Rhabditida; Meloidogynidae
Source: the annotation of a GenBank genome assembly